GCAUUGUACGCAUGACGUAACAUAAAAAACACCGCGAGCACAGCGACGCGGGCCGGGCUGAAUUUUCAGUUGAGAAUUGGAGAUUCGAGAUCAGUUUGAGAUCUACUUACUUGGGAUCUAGCCGCAACGCUGUCGAGUCUCGACGCAGCGCACGCAUCGCAGUCGCAGAGUCGCGAGAACCAAAAGGUCGAGUCUAGUCGUAGAGGUUAGGAAAGUGGCCGACCGGGUGUGUCGCGCGCGACCGAGAGUGAAAAUAUGAGCUCCCAGCAGAGUCCGGCUGCCCUGCAGGCGACGAUCGACCGCGAGAAGGUCUACACCUGGAUAAUCGAGCUGUCGAACCCGGAGACCCGGCAGAACGCUCUGCUCGAGCUGAGCAAGAAGCGCGAGGUCGUGCCCGACUUGGCGCCCAUGCUCUGGCACUCCUUCGGCACCGUCGCCUCGCUACUCCAGGAGAUCAUCAAUAUCUAUCCGGCAAUCAAUCCCGCGACUCUCACGGCCCACCAGAGUAACAGGGUCUGCAAUGCCCUUGCGCUGCUCCAGUGUUUUGCCAGCCAUCCCGACACCAGGUCCGCCUUCCUUCAGGCACACAUACCGCUCUUUCUGUAUCCAUUUUUACACACGGUCAAUAAGACUCGGCCUUUUGAAUACCUGCGCUUGACUAGUUUGGGUGUCAUCGGAGCCUUGGUGAAGACGGAUGAACAGGAAGUUGUUACCUUCCUGCUAACCACUGAGAUUAUUCCAUUAUGCCUACGAAUAAUGGAAAGUGGCUCCGAGCUGAGUAAAACUGUGGCCACAUUCAUACUGCAGAAAAUACUAUUAGACGACAGUGGCUUAUCUUACAUAUGUCAGACGUAUGACAGAUUCAGUCACGUGGCCAUGAUCCUGGGAAAAAUGGUGCUUUCAUUGGCCAAAGAUCCUUCGGCUCGCCUACUGAAACAUGUCGUAAGAUGCUAUCUAAGGUUAUCCGACAAUCCACGUGCUCUACUAGCUUUAAGGCAAUGUUUACCGGAUCAAUUAAGAGAUAACACUUUUACAACCUGCUUACAAGAAGAUGUAUCCACUGAACACUGGUUAAAUCAGUUGUUGAAAAAUUUGGAGACCGGACCACCCCAAGGUCCACCAACUCAACCAGGACAACCGGAUCCAAGGACCAUAGGAAUGUCACCACUGACAUCUUAAACAACUCAAGAUUGAUAAAAACUAUCCAUUACAAAGUUUUUUUCCAAACCUUACGAUCUAUUUUGCUAUUGCAGAACAAGAUGUAAUAAUUGAAAUCGCGUCAAUGCGAUAUGUACAUAUCCUUAUGGUUAUGGAGUACGCCAAUGAGAGAUUUCUUUUUCUUUUGCCUUGUGAUAUCGAUUAUAGUCAGUUGACUUAGCAAAGGCUAGUCGAUCGUGUUCUCCAGAAAUUCCGCUUACUCCAUGACGCCGUUUAUUAGUAUUGUAGAAUUAAGUCUAAAGUAAGGUUUAUGAUAAAGUCUGAAAGUAAUAUCAUUUUUUCAUAAAACUGUCAAAACGCAUGUUGAAAGAGCAGCAUGGAAUUGUAUGAUAAUGUAACGCUAUCAAUUAAAGUAGCUUUUAUACAAGUGAAGCAUGAGUCUACUGCAGGAAGUAGCUAUUAUUAUGUACAAGACCCUCAUGCAUUUUUAUGAAACCCAGUAAAAUUCGGUAUUCACAAGACUUGUUGCACGUUACUGAUUAAUGUAUACUCAAUUGGGUAAAUUGUAAUUAAAAAUUAUACAGAUGUAUCUUGAAGUGGUUAUGCGAAAUUAUGCUUCAUACAAUAUAAUAUUAGUAUUAAGUGCAGAAUGUACUUGCAUGUAUAUUCUAUUGUAAAAUAUCAAGAUCAAGUCACUAAAUUACAUGUGUACUAUUGCUAAAAUAA
Molecule: messenger RNA, 1884 nt
Organism: Nasonia vitripennis (jewel wasp)
Lineage: Eukaryota; Metazoa; Arthropoda; Insecta; Hymenoptera; Pteromalidae
Gene: Rcd-1
Product: CCR4-NOT transcription complex subunit 9
Exons: 3
Coding region: 256-1179 (307 amino acids)
Biological process (GO): negative regulation of translation; mRNA catabolic process
Cellular component (GO): CCR4-NOT complex; P-body; CCR4-NOT core complex
Source: RefSeq, a predicted model, not a curated record